AUGGUGAUAGAUGUUUGGAGAGACGAUGGAUGGAGAAUCCAGUCUGCGAGAUCUCCGGAAAUUGAAGAACUACUCAUCCAUCUCACAACGAUCUCCCUUUCUGACUCUCCAAGCUCUCCCCUGUGGCUCGUCAAUGGCAAAGCGCAAAAAUCAUUCUCAAGUGCUCAAGUAUACCGCUCUCUGCUUGAACCACUCCCCAACGUGCCAUGGUACUCUCUGAUCUGGAUCAAGAAUGGGAUCCCUAAGCAUAUGACGCUAGCCUGGUUAAUGUUGCUGAACCGAAGUCCUACUAGAGAUCGGCUGCUGUCUUGGGGUCUUCAAACAGACUCGAUGUGCCUCCUCUGUAAUAGAGAAAGCGAAUCAAGGAACCAUCUAUUUCUCUCUUGCUCCUACUCUUCAGCUGUCUGGUCUCAUUUUGCUGCAGGUCUCGGCCUUACUCCACAGUCUUCUUCUUGGGAAGACACAACUCACUCUCUCCUGUCUCAGACCGGGAACAAGCAGAAGAUUUACCUCUCCACCCUCGCUUGGCAAGCUACGAUCUACGAACUCUGGUGGGAACGCAACAAUCGCCUCCAUCGCCGAAUUUAUCACUCUCAGGAUCGGAUCAUCAAGCGGAUAGCCAUCAUCAUCAGAAACCGCAUCUCAUCCCUUCGACCACACCGCAGCGCUCUCGCCAGUGAUCUGAGUCAACUAUGGUUCACCUUGUUCCCAUCGUGA
Messenger RNA from Raphanus sativus (radish), 717 nucleotides. RefSeq lists its product as uncharacterized. The record is from RefSeq and is a predicted model, not a curated record. The transcript has a single exon. The coding region runs from base 1 to 717 and encodes 238 amino acids. NCBI's taxonomy places the organism in Eukaryota, Viridiplantae, Streptophyta, Magnoliopsida, Brassicales, Brassicaceae.